This is a messenger RNA of Limulus polyphemus (Atlantic horseshoe crab), 4750 nucleotides long. RefSeq lists its product as uncharacterized. Bases 382 to 3135 code for a protein of 917 amino acids. The record is from RefSeq and is a predicted model, not a curated record. The transcript is spliced from 4 exons. NCBI's taxonomy places the organism in Eukaryota, Metazoa, Arthropoda, Merostomata, Xiphosura, Limulidae. Gene Ontology annotation, molecular function: protein binding. Gene Ontology annotation, cellular component: membrane.
AGUGAUAAUAUAAUUAAUGAUCGAAUGACUGUCGAAACUUAGUUAUUAUUAUUACUUCAAUGAAUGAGUAGUAUGCUGCUAAUGUUUAAUAAAUUUAUUGUUAAAAAGUUAAGAAAUUUUUUUAUACAGUAUUUACAAGAUAAAUGAAAACAUAAGCCUGCUAUAAUGUACAGGAAAUUGUGCAAAGCCAACUAUACUCACUGUAGCACAACUUAGUACUACUACUAGUACGUAGUAAUAGAUUAAUUUGUGGUCCAAAAAUUCAGGCUUACUAAUCCAAUUUGUGCGCUGCCGUUUGUCUGCUACUGCUUACACUGGUGUAAGAUUGAGGCUUAGGCCUUGCCUAAGCUGCGACAAAGUACUGGCUCAGUUUAUCCAGCAAUGGUAGAGACUUCGUGUUACGAUCGCCAAGGAGAUGUUAUUCGUCAUGGUGACAGGUAUUUUCCAAUGGAAAGUGACCCCUGUACGCAGUGUACUUGUACGAAAGGAAUGCCAGAAAUGUGCAUCUCUGUGUUCUGCUAUCCACCAGAAAACUGCCAAAAAUAUCAUGCUGAAGAUGAUAAGUGUUGCCAGUUUGUAUGUGAUGAUGAAAGUUUGGCCCAUUUUCCUGGCUAUGGUAAAAACAACAGUUAUCCUGCUGAUAAUGGUUCUACAACAUUAAAUGCCACUAACCUGGGUCUACGUUUAGUGGCAGGUGCUGUCACUUCAUUGCUUAUCUUAGCCCUGCUUCUGUUUAUGAUCAAUCGACUUCGUCGACGUCGACUCCUGUUGAUGAUCAGACGUUUUCACAGCAGGGGAGGAAAUAUGAGUGAAUCUCAGUUGUCCCAAAGGUUUUCUCUUGAUGGUGAUGAUGCUGGUAUGGGGUAUUUCAUGGGUCGUGACCAUGCUGAAUUGGGGCCUUUCGAUGAUCCGUCCCCACCAUAUGCUUUUUGGAAACCUCCAGAGACGUAUAUUCCACCAGGAGAAGCCCCUCCUCCUUACGAGGCUUCAGUGGAGAAUGUGGAAGCUCCAUAUUCUGUUAUUUCUUUGUCACCUUACAGAAGGACUUCACAGGUAGAUGUUACUCUCCCCCCACAUUGCUCUUCUUCUCCCGUUCAAGAAGCAACAGAAACUCCUAUUUCAGAGGACAGUUCUUGUGAGUCUCAGAGUGACAAAAGACCCUCAGAUGAAACCAGCAGUCCAUCCCAGCCUGUUCUUUCUAGUGUUAAUGUAACUUGUGAAAAUGAAGGCAAAGAAACAUCAUCCGUAAGUCUUGGGAACACUGCCAUCAGAUCAGAUGUUCGUUAUGAAGAUAUUCCCAUUUAUAUGCCAGAUAAUGUAACUGUUUUGCACAUUAGAGACAGACAGACCUCAUUUGAUGCAGCUUUGAGAGACGAAGACAUCACCAAUGGUAAUAUACUUAUGAAUCCUGCAGCUGUAGAAAAGGAAGAAUUUCGAAAUGAGCAAAGUGUACCUGCGUCAGCUGUUACUAGCCAUCAGCAACCAGAAGAAAGAGAAAGUGUUCCCCAAGGCAGCCGGCACUCUUACAAUGACAUAAUUGAAUACUGGCAACACAGACUGCAGCGAAUGCAAGGAAAUGAGAACAAAAGGCUUAGCCUUCAGCCCGUGAGUGCUGGUGAUAACAAUAACAUCUACCCAGACCCUACUACUUGGAAUGGAGAAGUCAGUGAAACAUCCUCCAGUUCUAGUCCAACUUAUGAACAACGGACUUUUAGUCCAUCAAGUAGUGAUUCAAGUUCAAUGGAUGUGGACUUUGAUCCUAAUGGAGGACUUAAACAGAAUGUGUCCAAUCCACACAAAAGCUCUAACCAAGAACCUUCCCAAGUUUCUGGUUCAACGGCAAAAAAAUUUAGUUCAGUUGAUCGAACAAUACAACAUCUAAGACGAUUUUCUUUGAACAGAAAAAACAAAAAGAAGAAGAACAGAAAACGUGGAAAAGGAAAAAGUUCCGAACAAGCUUCUUAUUUGAAGAGAACUUCACUGGAAGCAAGAGAAUUUCCACCAGACUCAAACUUCAGCUCAUUCACUGUCGGAAGCCCUGUUAAGAUAAAUCCUAUUUUCCAAGAUUCUGAAUGCAUAUGUGUCGGUGCUUCCCCUGAAGCAGUUAAUCCCCACGUUACGGAUAGCAGGUCUUUGGUCAGUAGAGGUAUUGAUGGCCAAGAAAUUGUGGCAUCGCUAGCACAGUGUCCGAGGAAAGAUCCUAGUGUUCAUCCAAACAAUUUGUGUACUGCUUCAAAAACAAAAUAUUCAACGUAUAAUAUGGGUAGUGUGUCACCUGAAUUGAAUGAUACUACUUUCCAUAAAAGGUUCGAACCUGUCUCUCCUACAGUGAUAGCUGUUCGCUGUAGUACAAAUGCCAUUGUCAACCAGCUUCCUCUGGAAUCUAGAGUACCUUCCUCCAAUAACCUACAGUCCAGUUUUGAUGUAGCACAUACAUCUCACCAGAAUGUUGUAUCGCCUGCACAAGGUAUGUUUCAGGCCAGUAAACUCUCUCGAUCUGGAUCAGUGUGUUCAGAAACUGGAGAAAGGAAGUUUGUUCUUCAUAAAGCCGCUUCCCACAUAUCAAAACACACUAUUGAAGAUGACCCGGUUUCAAGUUUCGACGUUUCUCCAGAAAAAGUUAGCAAAGCAGCAGAAGCUUCAACAAGGCACCAUCUUCCAUUGCAACAAUUGGAUGUUCCUCUCCCUUCUAGUUUUCAAUGUUGUUUGGCUCCUAGAUCUCGGGAACCUAGUACAUCUUGUCAUACAACAGUAAACGCGUCACAUAAGCCAGAAAGUAGUAAAAUGAGAAGAGAUGUGACAAGUAAUUACUCCAGAAGACAACACAAAGAACUUCUCGACGUGCCUGAUGUGAGAGAAAGAAUGGACAUAGCCACGUACUUAGAAAACAACUGUGCAUCUGGGGCAACUCCACACAUAGGUUAUAUUACCCAGAACUUGAACCACUUUAAUACGGAGGAUAAAACUUCUUCCCGAAGAAAAAAUGUAGGUAGUAACGGCAGUCAAAGUAGAACAAAUGACUCUUCAGAAAAUGGCACAGUAGGGGGAGCUCGGCCUCGACACUGGAAUCAACUCAGAAGAUGUCAGAAAGAGACCGAUGAUGUAAAAGAUUCCGAAGGUCUUAGCGACAUGUAAUGGUGUUAUUGAGAUUGUUUAAGAUUCGAUAUAGGUGUAGGAAACAUAUGUUUAUAUGUUUUAUAUAGAAUUAUUUUUACACAGAGGAGGAAACAACUCUUACGCAUUUCAAUUUACAUAAGGUUUUAUUCAAUAUCUAGAAUGAACUUUUUUUUCAAAGAUGGGAUUUUAUGACAUAGUAUACUUUUCGUUUAUUGCCAAGAGUCACAAAUUUUUCUUCCACAAUCUCUGUUGUUUAAAGACACAAUUUUCAUCUGUUCUGUUAACAGAAUCAUUUUUUAUUUAUUGCUUUGAGUUAUAAAAGUUUUGACUGAUUAAAAUUUCAUGGAUGUGACUGUGCUAAAGUAUUGGGUGCUUCUAUAGCGUGAGGCCUACCGCCAUAUGUCGCCUACCCAGGUCUAUCAAACAUGUAUAAAAAAUGUAUCAAAUUAAGUGUUUAUCGCUAAAAUAAAUGUAUGGAAAUGUGUGAUAUCCAUGAGGGAUGGAUAAUGCAGCGGUAGACCUCACGCUAUAGGCGACAUAUGGCGGUAGACCUCACGCUAUAGUAGCACCAAGUAUUGUAUAAUAUUUUGUUGUAGGUGUAGAGAAGUUUUGGUCUAAAAGAAAUGCUGGUAUUAUCCCUCAGAUUACCGACUUGUUUUUAUACUGCUCAUUACUUGCAAGGUCAACGUACUGCAUCAUAUUGAGAAAUGUUUUUUUGUCUAUUGUAAACUCUCAUUGUAAAGAGUUGACCAAAUUGAGUGAAAUCACUCAUUUUCUAUGUAAAUACAUAGAUUAUCCUAACAGUAAUUAUUGUUCACAAUAUUCAUGGCAUUUAAAAAAUGUUUUUGGUUGUGUGACUUGUUAUCUGGGACUCUGUAAUUCAUAGUCAAGAACAAUCUGGUGCUUAAACAGUUAAAAAAAAGCCAUUGUACUUGAACCCAAUCAGUAAUUCUAAGAUUAAUUUAAAUAAUAAAAAAAUGUUGCCGAAUGCCUAAAUAUUGGCAAGUUUUAUGAAGUGUAUGUUCUGUGCUAAUAGUAAAGAAACUGGGUACUUGCUGCAUUAAAUAAUUGGAUCAAAUAUUAUGUCCUUGUACCAUUGUUGACAGCAUACAUUUAGCAUAUGUAAUAGACAGUGGAUAGUUAGAACUAUAUACUGAGAUCUGAAGAAGUUAAACUUGAGACAGUGGAUAGUUAGAACUAUAUACUGAGAUCUGAAGAAGUUAAACCUGAGACAGUGAAUAGCUAGAACUAUGUACUGAGAUCUGAAGAAGUUAAACCUGAUAUAGUGGAUAGUUAGAACUAUGUACUGAGAUCUGAAGAAGUUAAACCUGAGACAGUGGAUAGUUAGAACUAUAUACAGAGAUCUGAAGAAGUUAAACUUGAGACAGUGGAUAGUUAGAACUAUGUACUGAGAUCUAAAGGAAUUAAACCUGAGACAGUGGAUAGUUAGAACAAUGUACUGAGACAUGAAGAAGUUAAACCUGAGACAAUGGAUAGUUAGAACUAUGUACUGAGAUCUGAAGAAGUUAAACUUGAGACAGUGGAUAGUUAGAACUAUGUACUGAGAUCUAAAGGAAUUAAACCUGAGACAGUGGAUAGUUAGAACAAUGUACUGAGACAUGAAGAAGUUAAA